CGAUAAGCUGCUUACCACUCGCUUGAUUGGGAGGCAGCAGCAGCCAACGAACCGUUAACGCUUGGACCUCAAGCUCCGAAGGCAGGGUAGUUGUGGCAUGGCUGUGAUGCAGACUUCAUUGCGAAUCUCUGUUGAUCUACCAGCCGUCAUGGACGUGGAAGGCAUUGACCCUUCGACUAGGUACGAGCUUAGCACCCAGAAGCUUCCGACACAGGCAGCUCUCAGUUACGCAGAUCUUGAUGUCGCUUUCGCAGAGAUCGCAAAUCGCAGGGAGGAGUUUAUCAGCCAAGGUGUCCUUAUAGGUGCGACGGGCAAGGUAAGGAUGACGUGGAGUGUCAACGCCUAUAUGCUUUCGCAGAGCCUUUGGGAGAGGAUCAAUGCAUUGAGAUGAUUCGGCAUUGAUACGAUCUUUUUAUCACUGCUCUGCGUUUGUUCGGUGCACUGCCGGCGCCGCCGCUGCUUUUCCGCACUGUACAUAAAGGCGUACUCAACUGCGCGACCAAACAUUUGGCCUCGACCAACGGCAA
Molecule: messenger RNA, 527 nt
Organism: Baudoinia panamericana UAMH 10762
Lineage: Eukaryota; Fungi; Ascomycota; Dothideomycetes; Mycosphaerellales; Teratosphaeriaceae
Exons: 1
Coding region: 98-391 (97 amino acids)
Source: RefSeq, a predicted model, not a curated record